Molecule: messenger RNA, 1592 nt
Organism: Maylandia zebra (zebra mbuna)
Lineage: Eukaryota; Metazoa; Chordata; Actinopteri; Cichliformes; Cichlidae
Gene: dntt
Product: deoxynucleotidyltransferase, terminal
Biological process (GO): double-strand break repair via nonhomologous end joining
Cellular component (GO): nucleus
Molecular function (GO): DNA nucleotidylexotransferase activity; DNA binding; DNA-directed DNA polymerase activity
Source: RefSeq, a predicted model, not a curated record
AUGUUCCACACUCCUAUUGUGCCUCGCGCGAGGAAGAGGUCAAGGCCGGCCGAAGCAAGCGCUCCCAGGCGUGAAAGGGUGAAGUUUGAGGAUGUCAGGCUGUACCUGGUGGAGAGGAAAAUGGGCCGCAGCAGGAGAAGCUUUCUGACCGAGCUGGCCAGGUCAAAGGGCUUUAUUGUGGAAGACGUCCUCAGCGAUGUGGUGACUCACGUGGUGUCGGAGGAUAGCCAGGCCUCAUCUCUUUGGGCGUGGCUAAAAGGAGGGCCUGUGAAGAAUCUGCCCGUCAUGCACGUUUUGGACAUCAGCUGGUUCACUGACAGCAUGAGAGAGGGGAAACCUGUUGCUGUGGAGACCAGACACCUUAUACAGGACACCUUGGCUGCAUCGCCAGAAGCUACAACACCCACACCCGUGUCCACGGUGUCUCAAUAUGCCUGCCAGAGACGGACCACCACAAAGAACAACAACAAGAUUUUCACGGAUGCAUUUGAAGUGCUGGCAGAGAGCCAUGAAUUCAAUGACAUGGAGGGUCCGUGCUUGGCCUUCAGGAGGGCUGCAUCUGUGCUGAAGAGUCUGCCCUGGACGGUGCAGAAUUUACGGGUCACAGAAGACCUGCCCUGCCUGGGGGAACACUCUAUGUAUGUCAUAGAGGAGAUCCUUCAACACGGCCACUCGUUUGAAGUCGAGAAAAUACUCUCGGAUGAAAGGUAUCAAAUACUAAAGCUGUUCACAAGUGUGUUUGGGGUUGGACCUAAGACAGCUGAGAAGUGGUACCGCAGAGGGCUGCGCUCAUUCAGCGACGUUCUGGCGGAGCCCGGCAUUCGUCUCAACCGGAUGCAACAAAGUGGUUUUCUGCAUUAUGGAGACAUCUCCAGGGCUGUCAGUAAAGCAGAGGCCCAAGCCCUGGGGAACAUUAUUGACGAAGCUGUCCGUGCGAUCACACCGGACGCCAUACUCACACUGACAGGUGGCUUUCGCAGGGGGAAGGAUUUUGGCCACGAUGUAGACUUUAUCGUGACCACACCACAACUGGGGAAGGAGGAGCGUCUUCUCACCAGCGUUAUUGAUAGACUAAAACAGCAAGGCAUUCUUCUCUACUGUGAAUACCAGGCCUCUACUUUUGAUGAGUCGAAGCUUCCCUGCCACAGGUUUGAGGCCAUGGACCACUUUGCAAAGUGUUUCCUGAUCCUGCGUCUGGAGGACAGCCAAGUAGAGGGAGGUCUCCAAACUGCUGAGGAAGACAGGAGAGGCUGGAGGGCUGUACGCGUGGACUUGGUGUCUCCACCUGUGGAUCGCUACGCCUUUACUCUUCUUGGCUGGAGCGGCUCCAGGCAGUUUGAGAGAGACCUGAGGAGGUUUGCUCGAAUGGAGCGGCGAAUGCUGUUGGACAAUCACGCUUUGUAUGACAAAACUAAGAAAGAGUUCCUGGCAGCUACAACUGAAAAGGACAUCUUUGCCCAUCUGGGUCUCGAGUACAUCGAGCCUUGGCAGAGAAAUGCGUAGGCCUCCGCUCCUCCUUGGCUGGAUGAUACCCUGUGCAUACAUCAGUGUUUAUCCCAUCUGCUUGCCAUUAUGUGGCUCUCCUGUGAUUC